GAAGUUGAGUGUUACUGGGUGGGUGCCCUUGCCUGCGGCUGCAGAGCUGUCUGGGAGCUCCGAGCACACACUGAGGGCCUGGAAGGAGCCUGUGUGUCCUCUGUCGCCGUGAGAAGAAAGAGGAACCAGGACUUUUACCGUGCCAAGGCCCCCUGGGGAGAAGUAACUGAGACCUGGAGCUUGAAUAACCGGUUCAAGGUUACCGAGUUGAUAGAAGGACAAGGACAGAAUCACCAGCACUGGCUGAAGGUACCUUAACAUGGGGAAUCUUCUUAAAGUUUUGACAUGCACAGACCUUGAACAGGGGCCAAAUUUUUUCCUUGAUUUUGAAAAUGCCCAGCCUACAGAGUCUGAGAAGGAAAUUUAUAACCAGGUGAAUGUAGUAUUGAAAGAUGCAGAAGGCAUCUUGGAGGACUUGCAAUCAUACAGAGGAGCUGGCCAUGAAAUACGAGAGGCAAUCCAACAUCCAGCAGAUGAGAAGCUGCAAGAGAAAGCGUGGGGUGCGGUAGUUCCGUUAGUAGGCAAAUUAAAGAAAUUCUAUGAAUUUUCUCAGAGGUUAGAAGCUGCAUUAAGAGGCCUGCUGGGAGCCUUGACCAGUACCCCAUAUUCUCCUACCCAGCAUCUAGAGCGAGAGCAGGCUCUUGCUAAACAGUUUGCAGAAAUUCUUCACUUCACACUCCGCUUCGAUGAACUUAAGAUGACAAAUCCUGCCAUACAGAAUGAUUUCAGCUACUACAGAAGAACGUUGAGUCGAAUGAGGAUUAAUAACGUUCCAGCAGAAGGAGAAAAUGAAGUGAAUAAUGAAUUGGCAAAUCGAAUGUCUUUGUUUUAUGCUGAGGCGACCCCGAUGUUGAAAACCUUAAGUGAUGCUACAACAAAGUUUGUGUCAGAGAAUAAAAACUUACCAAUAGAAAAUACCACCGACUGUUUAAGCACCAUGGCUAGUGUAUGCAGAGUCAUGCUGGAAACACCGGAAUACAGAAGCAGAUUUACAAAUGAAGAGACAGUAUCAUUCUGCUUGAGGGUAAUGGUGGGUGUCAUAAUACUGUAUGACCAUGUACAUCCAGUGGGAGCAUUUGCCAAAACGUCCAAAAUUGAUAUGAAAGGUUGUAUCAAAGUUCUUAAGGACCAACCUCCUAAUAGUGUAGAAGGUCUUCUAAAUGCUCUCAGGUACACAACAAAACAUUUGAAUGAUGAGACUACCUCCAAGCAAAUAAAAUCCAUGCUGCAAUAACAGUUCUGGAGUAAGCCCCUGCUGUAGACAGAAGACAGUAUUCUGCAAUGACUGAGAAUGCACAGUUUUUUAGUGAUUGCAAUUACUAUCUCAUUUACUCUUGCUUUUAUUUCUUUCCUCUGUUCCUCUUCCCUCUUUUUUAAUCAUGUUCUCGACUUCUUUUCUGUGCCAAAAUCAGUACAGUUAUAUUCUGAAGGGAGAGUGUCCUUUCAGACAGGCCAUCUAAGGCAGCUAAUUAUGCAUUGCAUUAGGGUCUCUACUGAGAAAAAUUCCGUGACUUGAACUAAAUAUUUUUAAAUGUGGAUUUUUUUUGAAAACUAAUAUUUAAUAUUGCUUCUCCUGCAUGGCAAAACUGCCUAUUCUGCUAUUUAAAAACCCUCAAUGACUUUAUUUUCUACUGCCGCUUUUUUCAUGUGCAACCAAAAUGAAAAUGUUUAAAUUAACUGCAUUGUACAAAUGGUACCCAACACAAACUUUUUUUAAAUUAGUAAGAUUUUUGUUUAAAGUUUUAAGUUUGCAUUUUGACCUUUUUUGUAAGGAUGUAUGUUGUGUGUUUAACCUUUAUUAACUAACGUUAAAAACUGUGAUGUGUGCGUAGAAUAUUACGUAUGCAUGUUCAUGUUUAAAGAAUGGCUGUUGGUGAUAAAAUAAAAAUCAGCUUUCAUUUUUCUAA
Chinchilla lanigera (long-tailed chinchilla) is the source of this 1907-nucleotide messenger RNA. RefSeq names its product family with sequence similarity 49, member B (gene Cyrib). NCBI's taxonomy places the organism in Eukaryota, Metazoa, Chordata, Mammalia, Rodentia, Chinchillidae. The record is from RefSeq and is a predicted model, not a curated record. The coding region runs from base 260 to 1234 and encodes 324 amino acids. Gene Ontology annotation, molecular function: small GTPase binding. Gene Ontology annotation, biological process: regulation of actin filament polymerization; positive regulation of T cell activation. The transcript is spliced from 13 exons.